AUGAAUUCUACCAGUGAUGACUUAUUAGAGGUGAUUGAUGUCUCCGAAGGAGAAAAUGAUGUCAAUCCUGACCAUAGUGAUCAAAAUGACCUGACUGACUCCGGUUUAACGACCACCGAUUCGUUGGUGUAUGAUAGGCAAAUUAGACUUUGGGGACUUCAGGCUCAAAAGAAGAUAAUGAACUCAAAGGUUCUGUUUCUGGGUAAAAACGGGAUCCAAGAGGAGUGCAUGAAGAACCUAUUGUUGGCUGGCAUGAACGUCACCCUCAUAAACGAACACCUAGUCUCCGAACAGGACGUUAAGUUCAGUUUUUUUCUUAAAUCCGAAGACGUUGGCAAGCAACACUCUGUGACUCUGUGUAAAAGAAUGGCCAGUCUCACGACAAAUGAAAAACGAAUCUCUGGAUUAAGUUCUAAGUUUCUUGGGGAUGAUGGUGGAUAUAAAUUUGUUGACAUGGAGCUCUUGAAGAGUUUCAAUGUUAUUUGUGUCUCAACUAAUGACUAUCCACUCCAUAAACUUCCUAAAUUCCCUAGGAGGUGUGAUCCGGUCGUAGCUAGCUUCUUUAGCCUAAUCAUGCUACUGAAAACAAAGGACCUCAGCGACUUUGGAGACGACGACCUUGAAGCGGCAUCUGAAAAAUACAAUGGAAGGAAAGAAACGCUAAAGUUGGUUACAUCUCUUACUUAUUUGCCACACAUUGCAAAAUUAAUCACUACUAAUCCAGGCAAAUGGUCGAUAUGUAUGGAAGGGAGUUCCCAGUGA
Molecule: messenger RNA, 762 nt
Organism: Theileria orientalis strain Shintoku
Lineage: Eukaryota; Apicomplexa; Aconoidasida; Piroplasmida; Theileriidae
Exons: 5
Coding region: 1-762 (253 amino acids)
Biological process (GO): protein sumoylation
Cellular component (GO): cytoplasm; SUMO activating enzyme complex
Molecular function (GO): SUMO activating enzyme activity
Source: RefSeq, a predicted model, not a curated record